Messenger RNA from Sorex araneus (European shrew), 4898 nucleotides. RefSeq names its product glutamate receptor interacting protein 2 (gene GRIP2). NCBI's taxonomy places the organism in Eukaryota, Metazoa, Chordata, Mammalia, Eulipotyphla, Soricidae. Gene Ontology annotation, molecular function: protein binding. The transcript has 24 exons. The record is from RefSeq and is a predicted model, not a curated record. Gene Ontology annotation, biological process: neurotransmitter receptor transport, endosome to postsynaptic membrane. Bases 112 to 3216 code for a protein of 1034 amino acids.
GAGGAGGCGGCGGGCGCCCAGGCUGCCAGUCAGCGCGGGCAGCUCCCGGCUGCGGAGCGCGGGCGCGGGCGCGGGUGCCAGGCCCGGGAGCCCCGACCGGACGGACGGGCCAUGCUGGCCGUGUCGCUCAAGUGGCGGCUGGGCGUGGUGAGGCGGCGGCCCAAAGACGACGAGCCCUAUGCCAGAGGAGGCAAAGACGCCCUCGGGCCGGAGGGGACGCUCGCAUGCCGCAGACAGAGCAUCCCAGAGGAGUUCCGCGGGGUCACGGUGGUGGAGCUCAUCAAGAAGGAAGGCAGCACGCUGGGCCUGACCAUCUCGGGGGGCACCGACAAGGAUGGCAAGCCCAGGGUCUCCAACCUGAGGCCUGGGGGGCUCGCAGCCAGGAGCGACCUGUUGAACGUGGGUGACUACAUCCGUUCCGUGAACGGGAUCCGCCUGACGCAGCUGCGGCACGACGAGAUCAUCACCCUGCUCAAGAACGUGGGCGAGCGCGUGGUGCUGGAGGUGGAGUAUGAGCUUCCCCCGCCCGUCCCUGAGAACAACCCAGGGACCCUUUCGAAGACGGUGGAUGUGGCCCUCUACAAAGAGGGCAAUAGCUUUGGCUUUGUCCUCCGAGGAGGCGCCCACGAAGACAGCCACAAGUCCCGCCCUCUCGUCCUGACACACGUGCGGCCCGGCGGCCCCGCGGACAGGGAGGGCUCCCUGAAGGCGGGCGACCGGCUGCUGAGCGUGGAUGGGAUCCCCCUGCACGCGGCUAGCCACACGGCGGCCCUGGCCACGCUGCGCCAGUGCAGCCACGAGGCGCUCUUCCAGGUGGAGUACGACGUGGCCGUGCCCGACCCGGCGGCCAGCACGUCGGGGCCCUUGGUGGUGGAGAUCACCAAGACGCCAGGGUCCACGCUGGGCAUCUCGCUCACCACGGGCUCCCACCGGAACAAGCCGGUCAUCACCAUUGACCGCAUCAGGCCGGCCAGCGUGGUGGACAGGAGCGGGGCCCUUCACGCCGGCGACCACAUCCUGUCCAUCGACGGCACCAGCACGGAGCACUGCUCCAUGCUCGAGGCCACGCAGCUCCUGGCCAGCGUCUCCGAGAAAGUGCGGCUGGAGAUCCUGCCGGCGCCCCAGGCGCGGCGGCCGCCGAAGCCCCCGGAGGCAGGGAAGGUGCCGCCGGCAGAGCACGCGCGCCACUGGGGCCCCUGCGUGCCCUCCUGCCACAGCCCCCGGCCCGGCGCCUGCAGGACCCCCAGCUGGGCCACACCCCCUGGCCAGGACUCCAGCCAAUCCUUGUCCUCGACGCCCUUUUCCUCGCCCACCGUGAACCACGCCUUCCCCAGCGCCAACCCCGGCACCCUCCCGCGUGGGCCUCAGCCCGGGAGCCCCCGGACCUCAGUGGGGCGCCGGAAGCAGCGCCGAAGGGAGCACCGGAGUUCCCUGUCACUGGCCUCCAGCACGGUGGGGCCGGCCGGGCAGGUCGUGCACACGGAGACCACCGAGGUCGUGCUCUGCGGGGACCCCCUCAGCGGCUUCGGCCUCCAGCUGCAGGGCGGCGUGUUCGCCACCGAGACGCUCUCGUCUCCGCCCCUGGUCCGCUUCAUUGAGCCCGACAGCCCCGCCGAGAGGUGUGGGCUGCUGCAGGUGGGAGACCGCGUCCUGUCCAUCAACGGCGUCGCCACGGAGGACGGCACCAUGGAGGAGGCCAACCAGCUGCUGCGGGACGCGGCGCUGGCCCACAAGGUCGUGCUCGAGAUCGAGUUCGACGUGGCUGAGUCCGUCAUCCCCAGCAGCGGCACCUUCCACGUGAAGCUGCCGAAGAGGCGUGGUGUGGAGCUCGGCAUCACCAUCAGCUCCGCCAGCAGGAAGCGGGGGGACCCUCUCAUCAUCUCGGACAUCAAGAAAGGCAGCGUGGCCCACAGGACGGGCACACUGGAGCCGGGAGACAAGCUGCUGGCCAUCGACAAUGUCCGGCUGGACAACUGCCCCAUGGAGGACGCCGUGCAGAUCCUGCGGCAAUGCGAGGACCUGGUGAAGCUGAAGAUCCGGAAGGACGAGGACAACUCCGACGAGCAGGAGACCACCGGGGCCGUCAGCUACACGGUGGAGCUGAAGCGCUACGGCGGCCCGCUGGGCAUCACCAUCUCGGGCACGGAGGAGCCCUUUGACCCCAUUGUCAUCUCGGGCCUCACCAAGCGCGGGCUGGCCGAGAGGACGGGCGCCAUCCACAUUGGGGACCGCAUCCUGGCCAUCAACAGCGUCAGCCUCAAGGGCCGGCCACUGAGUGAGGCCAUCCACCUCCUGCAGGUGGCCGGAGAGACCGUCACGCUGAAGAUCAAGAAGCAGCUAGACCGCCCCCUCCCGCCCCUCAAGUCCUGCACCCUCAGUGAGGCCAGCGACGUGGACGAGGACCCGCCUGAGGCCCUCAGGGGGGGCCCACUGGCCGCCCGCUUCUCGCCCGCCGUGCCCAGCGUGGACAGCGCCGUGGAGUCGUGGGACAGCUCGGCCACGGAGGGCGGCUUUGGGGGUUCAGGUCCCUGCGUGCCGCAGGCGGCCGCCCGCAGCCUCACCCCGCACGAGUGGAGGCCGGCCCGGCCGAGGCCCAGCUACCCCCCGGCCCCUGCUGACGAGGAGGACGAGGAGUGGGGGCCAGCAGCGAGCCCCGUGCCCGGCGCGGCCCGCGAGGAGGGCUUCUGGUGUGUGCUCGGGGAGGCGCUGGAGGACCUGGAGUCGUGCGGCCAGUCCGAGCUGCUGCGGGAGCUGGAGGCGUCCAUCAUGACAGGCACCGUGCAAGGCGUGGCCCUGGAGGGGCGGCCUGGGCCCCGGGGCUGGCGAAGGGGCCGCGAGGGCCGAGCUGCACCCGACGAGAUGCAGGAGCUGCUGCUGCCGCCGCCCCCGCCCCCGCUGGAGAUGCACAAGGUGACCCUCCUCAAGGACCCCGGGCGGAAUGACUUUGGGUUCAGCGUCUCGGACGGCCUCCUGGAGAAGGGCGUGUUUGUGCACACGGUGCGGCCUGGCGGCCCGGCCCAGCGCGGGGGCCUGCGGCCCUUCGACAGGCUCCUUCAGGUCAACCACGUCCGCACUCGGGACUUUGACUGCUGUCUGGCCGUGCCCCUCCUGGCCGAGGCCGGCGACGUCCUGGAGCUGGUCAUCAGCAGGAGCCCGCUGGCCACCGGCGGGCGGGCCCCGCGAGCGCCCGGCCCCAGGAGCCCCCGCAUGCUGUGAAGCCGGCUCGCGCUGUGGACACCGGGGGCCACCCACAGAGCCCGGCUUGGGGGCUGGGGGCAGUCGCUGACCCCAGUGCGCGGGUCCCGGGCCACGGAGGGGCGCGCCCUGCUCCUCAGGGCCGCGGAGCCGAGAUGUCCAGCAGCAACCCGGUCCCUACUGGGCGACCGCUCGGUCCUCCCCUGCUUGGCCUCCGGGAGCCCCCUGCCCCCACCGGAGGUGUCCUGCCCAGGAGAGCUGGGAACGGGGGCGGGGAGGGGGGCCUUCAGGGCCUCCUUGGGAGGGGGCACGUUCUCCAGCAGCUGUUAGGGAGUGAGUGCCCCGUCUGGGGAGGCAAGCAAGGAAGAGCCGGAGCCAGCUGUCCCCAGCGCACUGAGGUGGGAGGAGUCGUGUCAGCCACAGGCCUCUGGCUGCAGGGGGAGCCCUGGGGGCGAGGGAGGGGGAGGGGAGGGAAGGGGGGGCACAGCCCCAGGCAGCGAGGAUGUAACCUCUAUCUCUGAGGGGCCCCUGGGGAACCCAGGCUGCGUCCAGUUCCCUCCUCGGCUGAUCCCAAGCGUCUGGUUGGUGGCUGGCGGCCACCAGGUGGCUGUUGGACUUCGGACUCCCAGACCGGGCUUGAGUUUGACACGUGCCCCAGGACCCAUCUGUCCCCACAGGCACAGGGGGACUCGGGGACACUGACCUGGGGAGACGGGCGCUGCUGGCCAUGGUCACAGUGGAGAAGCAGAGGCGGGAGGCACCCGGGAACUCGAGCCCCGGGGUCUGGGAGCAGCAGCACCCCGGGACGCUGUUCUCCAAGGUUCCCCCACCAGACCCCCUUCCGCUCCAGAGGCCGAGGCACCCUCACCCCAGCGUCCAGCGGGGUCCCGGUCUGUCCCGGGGGGGGGGGGCGGCUCUCAGGGGCCUGCUUGGCCUCCACCCAGUUCUCUGUGGGUGUCUGGGGAGAACGGGGCCCCCUCCCCCUCCCCGCCCCCAAAUGCUGGAGACUGGAGGGAGGAGGGACUAGUGGGUUUCGGGGGCUCCCCAGGGAGCCCCAGUUUUGGGCUGUGCCCCCAGGGCCCCUCAGCACUUGACACCCCGGUCCCGGGGCCGCCCUGCACCCCUCUGGCCUCUCGGAGGCCCCCGAAGUCUGGGGGCUGCCAGCAGCCAUGCACAGCGGCAUUUGGAUUCUGCCAGCACCGUGCCCACCCCUCAGACGUGCGGGGGGAGGGGGACAGGCACCGCCCAGGGCCUCUGCCGGGAAAGGGGGAUGUCCGGGCCGGCGAGGGCCGCCUCUUCCCACCCUACCCCACCCCACCCCUGGGGACUCAGGCCUCUCUGUCCCCCCCAACCCCACGAAGUAUGCAGCCGGCCCGCCGGCUUCUCAUAUGCAAUACUCCCUCUGGUUUCUCUGGGGUCCGGGGUCCCCGACUUGGCGCUUCCCGACGCCCCCUGGCGACAGCCCAGCCCGCCUGCACUUUGGGUAGAGCCCUUGCAGCUAGACCUGCCCCCACAAAGCUGUAUUUUUCUCUGGCUGAGAUUAGAGCAUAUUCCUUGUAAAGUAUUUUUCUACACGGGGUUUUCUUAGGGCGCCAGGAAGCACAAGGGCGGGGCCCGGCCCGCGGGGGGCUGGGGUGGGGCACGCACAGCUGCCCCCACUGGGCACGGGGCACCGGUGGUGGCGGGGAUUUUUAAAAAAUAAA